This is a messenger RNA of Pseudoliparis swirei, 2341 nucleotides long. It is a transcript of the gene hnf4a, whose product is annotated as hepatocyte nuclear factor 4, alpha. The transcript has 10 exons. Gene Ontology annotation, biological process: anatomical structure development; positive regulation of transcription by RNA polymerase II; cell differentiation. NCBI's taxonomy places the organism in Eukaryota, Metazoa, Chordata, Actinopteri, Perciformes, Liparidae. Gene Ontology annotation, cellular component: nucleus. The record is from RefSeq and is a predicted model, not a curated record. Bases 74 to 1438 code for a protein of 454 amino acids. Gene Ontology annotation, molecular function: RNA polymerase II cis-regulatory region sequence-specific DNA binding; nuclear receptor activity; zinc ion binding.
CUAGCUUCUUGGACAAGUAUUUCUGUCCCACUGUCAGGUAGUUGAGAAUUUGUUUGUCCAAAGCACUGCAGACAUGGACAUGGCAGACUACAGCGAGGCUCUGGACCCAGCGUAUACCACACUGGAGUUUGAAAACAUGCAAAUGCUCCCCUUGGGCACAGACUCCUCACCGACUGAGAGCGCCAACAUGAAUGCUACCGGCCACCUCGGGGUUGGCAGCCUGUGUGCCAUAUGUGGAGACAGAGCCACCGGCAAACACUACGGGGCCUCCAGCUGUGACGGCUGCAAGGGCUUCUUCAGACGCAGCGUCCGCAAAAACCACAUGUACUCGUGCAGGUUCAACAGACAAUGCAUUGUGGACAAAGACAAGCGAAAUCAAUGCAGAUACUGCAGACUGAAGAAAUGUUUCAGAGCCGGCAUGAAGAAAGAAGCCGUGCAAAAUGAAAGAGACAGAAUCAGCACCAGGAGAUCCAGCUAUGAAGACAGCAGUUUACCCUCAAUCAAUGCACUCAUCCAGGCAGACGUGCUGUCAAGACAGAUCACCUCCCCUGCUCCUAUACUGAACAGCGACAUAAGGACUAAAAAGAUCGCCGCCAUCACGGAUGUGUGUGAGUCCAUGAAACAGCAGUUGCUGGUCUUAGUGGAGUGGGCCAAGUACAUCCCAGCCUUCUGUGACCUGCCCCUGGAUGACCAGGUGGCGUUGCUGCGAGCGCAUGCUGGAGAGCACCUCUUGCUUGGCGUUGCAAAGAGGUCGAUGCUUUACAAAGACAUUCUCUUAUUAGGAAAUGACCACAUCAUUCCCAGAAACUGCCCAGAGUUAGAGGUUGGCAGGGUGGCGGUGAGAAUCCUGGAUGAACUGGUGCUUCCCUUCCAGGAGCUUCAGAUAGACGACAAUGAAUAUGCCUGCUUGAAAGCCAUCGUUUUCUUUGACCCAGAUUCUAAAGGUCUGAGUGACCCUGGAAAAAUCAAGCGGAUGCGAUACCAGGUCCAGGUCAGCCUGGAAGACUACAUCAACGAUAGGCAGUACGACUCCCGGGGACGCUUCGGGGAGCUGCUCCUGCUGCUGCCGACGCUACAGAGCAUCACCUGGCAAAUGAUCGAACAGAUCCAGUUUGUCAAACUCUUCGGCAUGGCCAAGAUCGACAACCUGCUACAGGAAAUGCUUCUCGGAGGUUCUGCCAAUGAGGCUUCACACGCACCUCACUCUCUGCACCCUCACCUGGUUCAAGAGCACCUCAGCAGCAAUGUUAUAGUGACCAGCAACAUCCCAACGCCGAUCCAUAACGGUCAAAUCUCCACUCCUGAAACCCCAAUCCCAUCUCCACCUACUGCCUCCAGCUCAGAACAUUAUAAACUGACUCAGGGGGUCAUAGCCACCGUGCCCAAGCAGCCAACCUCCAUCCCUCAGCCUACUAUUACAAAGCAAGAGGCCAUCUAACAAUCUUCUGAACCCAUAUUCCUUCAGUUUUUGUAUUAUGUUAAACCAGGGUCGAUAUGCGUAUAUUCAUACAUAAUCAGCAUUGAAGCUGUUAACUUGACUGAAACAAUAAAGUUGUUAGUUAUCCCAAAAAUAUCAAACUGCAAUUAGUCCCUCGCAGAUUGCUCUUUUUCUUCAGGGAAACAUUUGUUCACGCGCGCAGCAGCAGUUGAACUCCACAGCUCAGCGAAACCAGACAAAACUAAUAGCAUCCAAACUAUCCAUUCGUACUGUUGUUCUGUAAAGUUGACGCAUAGAAAGACGUACAUUGUUGUAUAUAUUUAGUUUUUUAUUGGGUAACAUCACUUCUUUUCACAUGUCCUCAGUGUGUGCAGUAAGGCUCAUGUUAGACAUGGUGGGGGGUCAUGUCAGUAUUUUAUGAAUGUUACAACAGGCUUACAUUGUCAUGUAUUUAGUGUUGCACAGUUUUUUUAUUUUAUGUUUAUUAGUGAUGAAAUUGUGUCAACUUUCAGUUCGGAAGUCUUUAUCAAAGCUGACAGAAAUCACUUCAGAGUUCAGCUUUAAAUAUUCUGUGAAAAGAUUAAAAUGUAUGUUGUUGUAUAUAUUGGAAAAUACACAUUACAGAAGUGAAAUUGAACAUGUUGAAAUUUACACCAAGGAACCUUGGUAGAAAUGGUGAACUCUGUUGUGCCACUUUAUAAAAGUCACGGGCAGACACACUGAGGAAGUUUCCCAAUCACAUGUUGUAUUUCUUUUUUUAAUAUAUAUAUUAUAUUUUUGUUUAGUACUUUGUCAAGGUUUAACUGAUGGAAUAAAUUGUGCCUUGUAACCUGUACUGCCUUACAAAAACAGGCAAUAUUUUGCCUGACAAUGUGAAGAUGACUUAAUAAAUCUCAAGAUCUA